CUUCCUUAAAACUAUUGGAGCUUUGAGUGCAACUUUUUCUGUGAAGCAGCUUUUGGUAUAACUGUUGCUAAGUGUUAAAGUUAUUUACUUCUAGCUUAUAAGGAUCAACAGGAGAUCAUGGAGUUACAAUAACUGAUUCCACUGAAUGUCUAAGUAGGACUCAUCAACAGAAAAUCCCUGAUGAAACACUGAGAAUUAUCCCAUUUCAGUGUCUUCAAAGACGCCGUAGUUUUGAAGAGAGGGGAUUUCCACAAUGAGAGAUCGGUUGGAGGAGCUGCACCAGACAGCUCAGGAGUUGUCGGAGACAACAGCCAGCACUACCAACCCUUUCUCAGAGGAGGGUGAUGAUGAUGAUGAAUCUGUGGAAGCUGGGACCAUUACCCAGCAGGCCGUGGUGUUUGAGGAGGAACCAGUCAUUCAGAAUUUCCUCUCCGAGGCUCAGCAAAUCAGAGAUGACAUCUCCACACUUGAAACAGAGGUCCUGAAGUUCUGUCAGCAGCAGAAGACCCUGGUGGCAGCCAUGCGUCGCUUCAGCGUGAUGAAGAAAGAGAGCAGCAUAACACGAGACAUCAAGCUGCAGGCCGAAAGCCUCCACCGCCGUUUAGACGGCCUUUCAAAACAAGCCCAAAGAGCUGAAGACCAGCUGGGAACUAAUGCUGUCGCAGUGAGAAUACAACGCUCCCAGCAUGCAGCUCUGCAUCGCAGAUUUCAGCAGGUGAUGCGCCAGUAUAAUGAAGGUCUGCUGACCAAGCAGGAUCGUUGUAAGCACUUCAUUAUGCGGCAGCUGGAGAUAUUGGAAAAGAGUGUAACAGAGGAGGAGGUGAAUGAGAUGGUCGCCACAGGAAAUUGGGAGGUGUUCAACGAGAACCUGCUAAAUGAUGUCAGAAUCACACGGGCACAACUGUCUGAGAUCGAACAGCGACACAGGGAACUCUUGAGCCUGGAGAACAAUAUGAAAGAGCUAAGAGACCUCUUCAUGGAUAUCUUCAUGCUUGUAGAGGAACAAGGGGCUGGCAUUGAACACAUCCAAACUAAUGUUGAGCGAACACAAGAUUACGUAGCUGCAACUAACGAGAAGUUCAAGGCGGCUGCAAGAUAUAAGAAGAAGAACCCGAUUCGACAGCUGUGCUGCUGCUGCUGUCCUCCCUGGAGAUGCUGCAUGUGAAACAAGAGCGUUUUGUGCCUGAGAGUUCGUUCCAAAUAAGGUUUUAUUUCAAACACUCGUGACUAACUUGGAAGUCAGCGACACAAGUGACAUUAAAAGGAGGGUAAAGGUGUCGAAGUGGUGGCUGCUGCUAAAAAAGAGCAAUGGUGAGUAGAGACGCAGCAGAGCACAGAAAACAAUUAGAGAGGAGGGCAGGAAUUGCAAUGGGAAGGUACUUGUUUCUUUCAGGAGGAGGCGAAGCGACUGCGAUUGGAAGAGACAGUUCAGUGAGUUCUACUCACCAACAUUGUUGCUUAUUGGAGACCUUCACUGUCAUCUGACAGAGGUCACAAACAAGAGGAGGCUACUGACACUGCUGGAUCAGCAAAAACAAUACUCCAGCCCUUCUUCCCGAAAAGUGAAGCACUGUUUUUAUCCCCUCUGCCAUAAGAAUUCGAAUGGGGAUAGAGUUGUUUUUUCAAAACAUGCACUUUAUAGGAUUCACUUUUCUUUUUGGGGGGCAUGAAGUAACAUUUUCUCAUAAUGAG
Poecilia reticulata (guppy) is the source of this 1692-nucleotide messenger RNA. It is a transcript of the gene stx19, whose product is annotated as syntaxin 19. The record is from RefSeq and is a predicted model, not a curated record. Gene Ontology annotation, molecular function: SNAP receptor activity; SNARE binding. Gene Ontology annotation, cellular component: synaptic vesicle; SNARE complex; presynaptic active zone membrane. Lineage: Eukaryota; Metazoa; Chordata; Actinopteri; Cyprinodontiformes; Poeciliidae. Gene Ontology annotation, biological process: synaptic vesicle fusion to presynaptic active zone membrane; intracellular protein transport; exocytosis.